Molecule: messenger RNA, 1259 nt
Organism: Cajanus cajan (pigeon pea)
Lineage: Eukaryota; Viridiplantae; Streptophyta; Magnoliopsida; Fabales; Fabaceae
Product: expansin-A4
Biological process (GO): plant-type cell wall organization
Cellular component (GO): extracellular region
Source: RefSeq, a predicted model, not a curated record
GCCUCUCCCAGUGACCAAUCGCCUCUCAUCUCCAAAUCUCACCUCAGACUCAGAGGUGUUGUUUGUUUGUUCUAAAAAAGCAAUGUCCAUGGCCAAAUUGCUCUGCAUUGCGCUCAUUGUCUCUUUAACAUGGGUGGUGGAAGCUCGAAUCCCAGGUGUUUACUCUGGCGGCGCGUGGCAAGGUGCUCACGCCACCUUCUACGGAGGCUCCGACGCUUCCGGCACCAUGGGUGGAGCGUGUGGGUACGGGAACCUGUACAGCCAAGGGUACGGCGUGAACACGGCGGCGCUGAGCACGGCGCUUUUCAACAACGGCCUUAGCUGCGGCGCUUGCUUUGAGAUUAAGUGCGCAAACGACAGAGAGUGGUGUCACUCUGGAAGCCCUUCCAUCUUCAUCACCGCCACUAACUUUUGCCCUCCUAACUACGCUCUUCCAAACGACAAUGGCGGCUGGUGCAACCCCCCUCGCCCUCACUUCGACCUCGCCAUGCCCAUGUUCCUUAAAAUCGCCGAAUACCGCGCCGGCAUCGUCCCCGUCGCAUAUCGCCGGGUGCCAUGCAGAAAGCACGGAGGGGUGAGGUUCACGAUCAACGGAUUCCGUUACUUCAACCUGGUGCUCAUUAGCAACGUCGCGGGUGCGGGUGAUAUCGUGCGCACCUACGUGAAGGGCACGCGAACCGGGUGGAUGCCCAUGAGCCGAAACUGGGGGCAAAAUUGGCAAUCGAACGCGGUUUUGGUGGGCCAGGCCUUGUCCUUCCGCGUCACGGGCAGCGACCGCCGCACCUCCACCUCCUGGAACAUUGCUCCGCCCAAUUGGCAAUUCGGUCAAACCUUCACCGGAAAAAAUUUCCGAGUCUGAACCCUAGUCAAACAUGUCAUCAACAUCAAUGACAUACUUAUAUAUUUUUAAUUGUAACCUUUUUUCUUCUUUUUUUUUGGUUCCCGCCAUUUGCUUAUUCCUAGACGCUCUUUUGACUAGUGAGAUAGUGAGUGACAACUUUUUAAUUGUGACUAGAUGUUAAGUUUUACUUUCUCAUUGGGUGGGUGAUGUUGUAUUUCCAUUAUUUUCAAUUUGUAUGGUAGAUCAAAGGGUGUAACAAUGGAAACGCCAAAGGGAGAAAAUCGUGAAAACUGUAGGGAAUGCUGAAGUGGCUUAAUCAAAAUGGUAGCCCGCAGCUAAUUUGUAUUUUUAUAGUCAUCGUGUUAUAUAUAUAUAUAUAUAUAUUAAUGUUACAAUUUGCUCUAUGAAUUUAAGUGUA